Carica papaya (papaya) is the source of this 1507-nucleotide messenger RNA. The record is from RefSeq and is a predicted model, not a curated record. Lineage: Eukaryota; Viridiplantae; Streptophyta; Magnoliopsida; Brassicales; Caricaceae.
UUGUACUUGCCUGAAAUGGGUUUGGGAGUUGUGUGGUAUUUUGUUGUAAUUAAUGUGAUACCUCCCUUCUUAGAAGUGUAGAAAGCGAUGGUAUAUAUCUGUUAGAUGAUGGCUUUGAACUUUUAGAAGCAAUAAUUAAGUUUAGGUAGAGGUUUUGGGUGCCAGAUACUUGCUCCAAAUUAAAAUUAAUGUCUUCAGUAGUAAUCAAUCAGUACUAUUCUGCUUUUAUAUUGUUCCUUGACGGUUAAAGAUUCUCCUUGCUGCUGAUAGGUAGACCCUCUAUUUUCUAAUUCCAGUCUGCCUUAAAAGAGAAUAGCUGAAUUUUUGUGUACGACUCUUGACUUUAACUGCCUUUUCUUUCUCUUAUAAGUUAAACUCCUGUUGCUUUCACAUCAGGACUAAGUUCUUCUGCAUGUUUAAUCUUGAGUUGAUAUCUUCUUGAGCUGCUUGCAUGAAUAUUGAGUAACCAUGGCUGUUAACUCUACAUUAUUCCCAUAGCUGAGAUUUUUUCCGUUGUAAAUUUAAACUUUUACUUUGCAGUAAUAAAUGUGAAAAUGGUUACAUGUGGUAAAUUUGGUUUAUUUGAACGAGAUAUAUUGCUUGCUCCAUGUUUACGUCACUGUUGGACGUGUUAAAACAAGUAGUUGUUAGUGAUUUCUGUCAAAUCUUUCUAAGAGAGGAAGAAAUAUAAGUCAUUCCUCGGAUUUUUUAAUAAACUUUUAUUUUUUGGGGUAUCUGCAUUUGAGCUCCUAAAAUGUGCUAAUGUGGUUACAGACAAGAUUGAUCUUGAACGAUAUUAGUGCAUCACCGAAAUUGAUUGCUAUGGAUGAGAGGUUUCCUUUAGACGAGCUGCAUAGAAUCAAAAGUCCUGAUCAAGAAAACAAAGAUGCAAGCGAAACAGAGGACGAUGAUGACGAAGAAAAUGCAGACGAUCAAGAUGAUGAUGAUGAUGACGAUGACGAAAAUGAUGAAGAUUUCUCUGGUGAAGGGGAGGAUCCAGACCCUGAGGAUGAGGAUCCAGAGGCCAACGGUGAUGGAGGAAGUGAUGAUGAUGACGAGGACGACGACGACGGAGAUGAUGCUGAUGAAGAUGGUGAGGACGACGACGAUGAAGAGGAAGAAGAGGACGAGGAUGAGGAGGUUCCCCAGCCACCCCCUAAGAAGAGGAAGUGAAAAUAGUAGAUGGCUCUGUAGCUUUUCUGUUACUAAACUUCGGCUCAGGACCUUCUGGUAGGAUGAUUGUCUGUCUGCAUUAUAGAGUAGGUGAUUACCAAUGUCGUUCUGAACGAACAUAUUGUUAGUAUUUAUGUGGUUACUGAUUGUUGUUAUAUAUGUUUUUCUCAUGUUAAUUUAAUGACACCUCCUAUUUAAUCAGUAUCAAUUGAGGCUUCACCCGGUGAUAUCAGAGAAAUUUUUAUUCCUGGGUAGAGGAAAUACUGCUAUUGUGACCUUUUCGGAGGGUAGUAUUUAACUAUUCGGCUUAAUGAAUUGGUUGUAUUAUCAGGGA